This is a messenger RNA of Eimeria necatrix, 1761 nucleotides long. RefSeq names its product DNA polymerase zeta catalytic subunit, putative. Bases 1 to 1761 code for a protein of 586 amino acids. Gene Ontology annotation, biological process: double-strand break repair via homologous recombination; error-prone translesion synthesis. The transcript is spliced from 8 exons. Gene Ontology annotation, molecular function: DNA-directed DNA polymerase activity; DNA binding; nucleotide binding. Gene Ontology annotation, cellular component: nucleus; zeta DNA polymerase complex. The record is from RefSeq and is a predicted model, not a curated record. NCBI's taxonomy places the organism in Eukaryota, Apicomplexa, Conoidasida, Eucoccidiorida, Eimeriidae.
AUGCCUUGCGCAGACGUCGCUGACGCGAUUGUUGAAACGGCACGCGCCACUUUGAUUCGCGCAAUGCAGCUCAUAGAGCAAACCCAGAAGUGGAAAGCCCGCGUACUGUAUGGGGACACGGACUCGAUAUUUGUUCUUUUAAAGGGAAGAUCUCUCGAGGCUGCGUUUGCUAUUGGCAAGGAGAUUGCCGAUGCCGUCACGAGGAGCAAUCCAGCACCAAUUACACUGCAGCUUGAAAAGGUGUUUUUGCCAUGCUGUUUGGUCACGAAGAAAAGGUAUGUCGGGAAUGCCUACCUGUCACCUUCUGGACCGCCUACGUUUGAUGCAAAAGGCGUGGAGACCAUCCGCAGAGAUCAGUGUCCCCUUACAUCGGCCCUUCUGGAGAACAGUUUGCGCACUUUCUUUCUAACCCGAGAUCUUUCUAAGGUCAAACAAUUGCUUUGUAGGCAAUGGAGCAAGAUAUUACGAGGCCAAGUACCCAUAAGCCACUUCAUUUUCCACCGAAAGGCCAAACUCGGAACAUAUCGCGCCGAGACGGGAGACGCCCCUGCAGGGACACUUCCUCCCCAAGCCAAAGUGCUGUAUGAAAGGCUGCAUCAGCAGGGCAGCACAGGAGGGUGUGCUGCCGAAACUUAUGGCAUGCGGGUUCCCUUUGUGUUUUCCCAAGUAGCAGGAGACACAGAUGUGCCUCUCGGUGCCUCUGGGGCGGCGCACAAAGGAGUUUCGUCGCGGCUUGUAGAUUGCGCUACAGCUCCUGAAAAUGUUUGGGGUGGUCGGAGGGACCACAAAGCGGUGCAAGCGCUGCUGAGGGGACGGGUGCAACCCUCUAUAAAGCCUCUCGCGCUGUUGCUGCAGCCAGAAGAGGAUCUGCAUGAACAGCAUGAGCAGCAGCAGCAGCAGCAUCCAGUGUCAUAUCUGCAUUACCGUUACUAUAUCAUGAAGCAAAUUAUACCCGCAAUUGAUAGGCUUUUUUCUCUUUUGCCCCCCCCAGCGUCAGUAGACCUGCUGCAAUGGUUUAGAGACAUGUCGAAGCCAGCACAGCCGCUCUCCGCGUUAACUAUUUGCCGAGCAACCGCUCUACCACAGCAGCAACAGCAGCGACACCAGCAGCAAUCCUUGUUGCAGCAACUUGGUAUACGGUCACUAACAGCAGGUGGCUCAACAAGGGAGAGGUUGGUGUUGCAGCGCUUCUUUGCAGGAGCUUCUUGUUUGUUCUGUGGUAGCAGAUGCAGGCAGCUUGGGCCUACUUGCUUGUCUCCAUCAUACAAAGACAUCAUUAGUCCACUAGAAAAUAAGCGGAGGAAAAUCGGGCGGUCCCUUGCGGAAAUCGAGGAGGCAUCUACCCGAAGUAACCUUAUUCGGCAGUUGCUGCAAAAGGGUUUCGGCAGCAGCAGUAGUAGCGACGACGCAGAACGAGAUGAGCCUGACCAUCACAAGCUAUCGAAAAUUAGCGAGGGGAGAAGAAAGACGACGGACUUAACCAAGAGAGAAGUGGUCUUAGUGCCUCCCCCUGUCUGCAAAGAUUGCAGCAGCAGCCCGGGUCUAGUUUGCAUGCGGCUUUACCAGAAGCUUAACAAAGUUGAACGGAGACUUGCAGCAGCAGCAGAUGUAUGCAGACACUGCGCCGGGUCCAGGCUUUGCGCAGAGAGCUGCUUGCAUGCCUGGCAUUGCGACGUCUACUACAGGAGGAAUGCGGAAGCUGAAAAAUUGAAGGUUCUACAGCACCAAAUGAAAAACUUGGGGAUAUUUGCUGACAGGUAG